Messenger RNA from Haliotis rufescens (red abalone), 10101 nucleotides. RefSeq names its product hypoxia-inducible factor 1-alpha-like. Gene Ontology annotation, biological process: regulation of transcription by RNA polymerase II. The record is from RefSeq and is a predicted model, not a curated record. Gene Ontology annotation, molecular function: RNA polymerase II cis-regulatory region sequence-specific DNA binding; DNA-binding transcription factor activity, RNA polymerase II-specific; protein dimerization activity. Gene Ontology annotation, cellular component: cytoplasm; aryl hydrocarbon receptor complex; nucleus. Lineage: Eukaryota; Metazoa; Mollusca; Gastropoda; Lepetellida; Haliotidae. The transcript has 13 exons. Bases 418 to 3519 code for a protein of 1033 amino acids.
CGCAGCGACGAGAAGCACACUGCGCCCACAUAAUUGGGUCACCUCUUCACUUUCAAGGCCAAUGUCAAUGGCACGCAGCGAGGAAAGCUACAAUGUGUGAAAUACGUUUCAGUCUGAAACGUGUUCUCUCACCGGAACAAGCUAAAUUCAGUUACAGAUUUAUAAUGCCAUUGGCAGUUGACGAUCAUGUGGAUUGAAACGUUUCACAUGGACAUGAAACAGACGGUGAUGAAGCGUGCCGCCGAUUUCAACAGGUGCCCCAAUCAGAGAGAGAAUAUGUCACCACAAGCUUGUCGACUACCGUUUUCCCGUCAUUUUUACAAGCAGGGAUAUUAAACAUUGAAAAUUUGAUGGGAGUCAGAUGAAUGACAUUUAAGUUAAAUUAUCAAGUGAACAACGCGCGACAUUAUCACGCCCAUGCAGUGUGAUGCCCAACUCGGCGACCUACCUGUCCAGGUCAAAGGUCGCAUGGAAGCCUGCUCGAUCGAAAACGCAAACAGCGAAAAUGACCAAGCAGCGUGUUCCGGUACUCAAAAGAGGUUGUCCCGAAAUAAAUGUGAAAAGAUGCGUCGCGACAGACUUCAAGCCUGCAUCCAACAACUGGCCUGUAAAGUCCCCCUGGUGGCGAUGUACGACAAAAAACUUGACAAGUGCAAUAUUCUGCGUCUCACCGUUGCAUAUCUUAGAAUGCACAUAGGUUUGAAGAAGAUGAAGUCACACCUGAAUGACUGGUGUCCAUCUUUCUUCAGUCGGGAAAACCGAGGGAGACUACUCCAUGAGAUUGUGGAUGGAUUUUUUCUUGUUGUCUCACAAAAUGGCACGAUUGUUUUCAUAUCAACGGAGAUCACAACUGUCCUUGGUCACAACCAGUUCCAGCUCAUUGGGAAGUCGGUGUAUCAAAUCCUUCACCCACAAGACCACAAAGUGUUCAGUGCACAGUUCCUGCCAUUUUCAAAUAGAUAUGGUCAAUCAGGCCAUCGUUCAGCGUAUCUCCGCAUGCUGAAUCUGCAUACAGCUAAUGCUGCCAAAUCAGAAUAUUCUUACGUCCAGUUGAUCGGGAACUUGCAACAGUUCUCCUUACUUUCAAAGUCAAGGUUAUCAGACAAUCUCAAUGAGAAGUGGCUAGUGUCGGUAUGUCGCAUCCACAGAACACGCAGUAUCCGAGAAAUCUCCCUGAUUGACAUCAACAAGACUGAGUGGAUAUCCCAGCAUCAUAUGACGGGAGAAAUAUUUUACCAAGAUCCUAGAUCUAGUUGGAUCACCGGGUUCCUUCCCUCCGAGCGCUUGGGGUACUCACCCUACAACUUUCUUCAUCAUGAUGACUUGGAAGCAGUUGCAACAAGCCACUUAAAGAUUAUGAAAGACGACCUUGUCCCACAGACAAUAUUCCGUGUGAAGACUGCCAGUGGGACCUACAUUUUCGUACAAUCUUCCUCCUGUGUUGCCCGGGACCAGUGGACUAAAAAGGCAAAGUUCAUUGUCAGUCUGAACCAAGUCUUAGAACAAGAAGAAGGACAGAGAAAACUUGCCCUUCAGAAAGAAGAAAUUGAUUCCACAAAGGCUGAAAAGAUGUUCACAGAUGACAUCUUGACUAUGAUGUCGGACACACUGAUUGGCUCCAACGACCACACAGUGCAUGACGACACGUGUGAGAGUGCCAACUGGCAACAGUCACAGUAUACAACACCUUUUGGCAAUGUCAUCCGAUCAUCAGUGGAAAAGCAGCCCCAGAACGACACAACAAUGUCUGCCACACCAUCUGCAUCUACGAAACCUGAAAAUUCUCGGAAAAGAGCUGUUGAUCCUUUUGUUAGGCUCAUUGAAGAAAGCAUCAUGAGUGAAGCAGACAUGAGUAGAGUGAAUGUCACUGCCUUGUCACCAGAUGGACAUGGUAAGGUUAACUGUUGUCCCAGGGUAGGAGGAAGCCGGCCACCGGGCUUGGACACCAUUUCCAAGGGAGAUAACCACUCGCAAAUGUCCAGUCCAAAAGGAUGUUGUUCCAGCGAAAGACCUGCUGGCUCCAUGUUAAAACUGUUGUUGACAGACCAUGCUGACAAGGCGCCGAUGCCUGUUUUGAAGUCAUCCCGAGUUUUGGCACCAGUUUGUGAGAGUGGCCUCUCCCCUCGUACGUCAAUGGAGGCAUCGACUCCCGAUCCACGGGUAACGCCAUCACCAAGACACCAGAACAACGAAAGCCCAAUGUCUGAGAUGUCUGUGGGUACUGAUAUUGCCUCACCAAGUAAAUCAUCAACUGUUUCUGACCAGGAGAAUAUGUCCCCAGAGUCUCCAGGCAGUGCUGCAAUGAAAGCUCUGCCGAACUUUGUCCGGAACUUCACGGAACAGCUGAAGCGGAAGCAUAUGCUGAUGCAGCGGAGUCUGUUGGAGCAGGAAGCUGUGAUUGCGAUGCUGGAGUCGGAACUGAAGAAGGUGCAGGAAGUCGGACAUUGUUCUGCCACUUUUCAGAAAAUAUGUGAACGUCUUCACUCAAUAAAGGCCAGCAAGGCUAAGCAACAAGCAGAACUGCAGUGCCUCCAGGACAAGCUGAACCACCAGAAGAGAUUCAGUCCAUCAACCCCACAGAUGACUUCCCCGGAAGGGACUCCACAGCAGACGACAGUGCCAGAGACAGAUGUGCCCCAGUGCACACUUGGACAUAUGACGUUCCCGAGGGCACAGUCGACAGCUAGUGCCACCAUGACCCAGGUUGACCUAGGCGAGAUUGAACCCACGUUUUACCCAACAAUGAUGGAUGCUUCAAGUGAAGGUUCCCACUCUUCGGGAACAAGUUAUCGAUUCUCUGACAAGGGUAGCCGACAGUUUCCUCGCACCAGUUUCACAGAUUCAUCUCCCAACAGCCUACGUCAGUCCCCCAAUCACAGUAUCCAGGAAAGUUCCAUGAUGACGUCGCCCCAAGGAAGUCUCGCCCCCUCCCCCAGCAGCACAUACUCACAGUCAUCAAUGAACAGUGCUUCAUUCACAGCAUCUAGCCCCAGCACAAGGAUACAUUCACCCUCACAAUCAAGCAGGUCUAUGUCUGUUCUUCAGAGCAAUGUUCCUCAUCCAGGCUCCAACUUCUCACCAACUUCUCACACCCAUCAAUUGCCAAUCGCUCAAAGAAACCAUCAUAAUCGUGACUCAGUUCCUCCAUCCCCCCAUCACCAGCAGCUGUCACCACUCCCAUCUUUAUCCAAUGUGUAUUCCCAGCCUGUGUUAGACUAUUCGCACAGAGUGGACAGCCUAGUCAGUAAUCCUUCAUGGGACACCAGUCCUCCGGCCAUGUCGAGCCACACUUCAACACAGCCGCACAAUCAGCAGAUGCCUCUGCCGUCUCCAACAGUAGGCACCAUGGACCAUGACAGCCUGUCUACACGAAUUAUUGAUGGCAAUCGGACAGUUUCUCGGGCAGAGCGCAUCAAGAUCAUAAAGUCUGCCUAUGCCAAACUCCCGCUGCACAGCUUUUUUCCAACUUAUAAUAAUGUGCCCCAAUCACAACUACAGGACAACCUGUUUACAAGCUGAAAAAUUCCAUGGAGCAUAUAUUUUCUGUGUCUAUACUGUGUUUGAAAUCAAGUUCAUUUGGUGUUGUUCAGGUUCACACUGAAUAGUCAUAUUACCUAUGACCUGUGACCAUGCAUGGCGUUUGACCCUUGACUUGUGACCAUGCGUUACCUUUGACCUUUAACCCGUGACCUUUAACCUGUGACCUUUCGAGAAAAUGAUGCCACUCCAUUGCAAAGAAUUGACCCCAAUAUACAAAUGGACCUGACUUUCAAAAUAUGGAUUAUUAUACGGAUAUUUUUGGAGAGAAACUUCUGAAAUGGCCUUUACACUGUGUUGUGAACCAGUGGUCAUGUGCCUCUUGUGACCUUGAUAAAAAGGGUCACUGUGAUGUCAAGGUUAAGUUCAUGACGUUUUGCAAGUAUGGAGGUGGGGAGUUUGAAUGAUCAGUGAAUUAUACUUCAGAUAGAUGUCUUAUUCUGUCCUUUGGAUUAAAGUACAUGAAGAUCAAGAAAUGUGUGAUUUUGAUAAGUAGGGUGUCUUGUUUUCAUUGAAUAUGAACAGAUAUUGUUUUGUUUUCUUUUGUGACCAUUGUAUAUUCAAUAGUCAUCAUAUUGCAGGAAUGUUUUUAGCAUUUGUUAAGUGUUUGCUUACCAUAAAAAUGUCCAUGUGAUGGUUGAUUUAUUGAUGGUAGUAAGAUGUAAAUUAAUUCCUCUGUUGUCCCGGUUAUAGAAAUAUGAAUUCUGAUAUCAAAAGACUUAUAUCCAACUUUUACACUUUAAUGUUAAAGUUCCCUAUCUUGGGAAAAAUUGCAAUCUCAUAGAAUGUGAAAAAGCAAAACUAUAUUGUAUCGCUUAGGUGAAUGAACUGGAGAAAACAAACUUUGUCAAUAUGAAUGUAUACUUAGUGAGUAAGAUCCCCAGAUAUCAUGAUUUACAAUUUCAAUUGUAUUUCCUGUACUGAUAGAUAUUGUUUCAGAUGCAGAGAUUAAUACCUUUGCCUGUAAUUGUCUCUUAAGAUAAGCUGGAAGUAGCAAUCAUUUAUACAUGCAGUUGUGCUCCUGUGAUUACAGGGGAUUCAGUUGAAAAACACAACAUCAGAAGAAGUAUAUGAAAAUAUUACUGUAGAAGAAAUAUAAACAGCUAAGUUUGGGGAUAUUUGAGUUGCUGCUUUUACUGUAUAUGUCAUAUUUACCACACAGCUGUAUUGUUUGGGGGAAACAUGCAGGAAACAAGUACAAGAAGAAACAGUACUAUCAGAUCCUUAAUAUACAGUAAUUGUUAAAUAUCCUUAAGAAAAAUUGACAAAAAUUACAAAAGCAUAUUUUUGAAAUGAUCUUAUAAAUGUAUCAGUGAUUCAUCUAGGCUGCUCAGAGGCUGAUAACGGCCACAAAUCCACAGCAAUUUCAUGACACAAUGUUGUAAUACAAUGUUAAAAACAAUGUCAAAAUGCAAUGUUGUUAUACAAUGUUAAAAGACAAUGUCAAAAUACAAUGUUAAAAUACAAUGUCAUAAUACAAUGUUAAAAUACAAUGUCAUAAUACAAUGUUAAAAUACAAUGUCAUAAUACAAUGUUAGAAUACAAUGUCAAAAUACAAUGUCAUAAUACAUCGUUAAAAUACAAUGUUAGAAUACAAUGUUAGAAUAUAAUGUUAAAAGAAAAUGUUAGAAUACAAUGUUAGAAUAUAAUGUCAUAAUACAAUGUCAUAAUACAAUGUUAAACUAUCAUUUUAAAAUAUAAUGUCAUAAUAUGAUGUUAGAAUACAAUGUAAAAAUACAAUGUUACGAUACAUCAGAAAAAAGAUAAUAGGUAUUUUUCAAAAUUUGCCCACCAAAGUCAUUUAGUGAUCCUGGAUAGAUCUCUGAUGAAUCCAAAAUAUCAACAUGUCAUGAAAAAAAAGGGGCAAUCUGUCACCCUUUACGGAGCAAUUCUUUUUUUAAAAAGUAAUUAAUAUGUUGACAAGAGCCUGCCAUCUCUGUCAUGUACCAUGUUCCUGAGGCAAGCCUGUCAAAGCCUAGUUUCUACCCUUGCCACAUCAAGGCCACUUUUCUUGCCCCGAUCCUGGCGCCACCUUGCGUAGAUCAGGAGUUGUGCCCCUUGUAAAGUGAAAAGGCGAUAUCCAAUCAAAUCGCUGUUCUUAUCCCGUAUAGCUUCACAAAAGAUGGCAACUACCAUACGCGACGACCAAAACGUUCGUGAUUUCAUUCCUAACACAAGAACAUCGUUGGGGGGUUUAGAAAAUGAAAAAGCCAUAUUCCAGCAGUAAAUCACUUUCAUACGAAGGUGUAUCAGUCGUGGAUGUUGAUUUUAUGAAUGUUCUCUGAUUGGACUAUCAAUAUGUACGAUGGUCCAGUCAUAUUUAGCACAGGAAAGUGGGCUUGGUGUAGCAAGAAUAGAAACAGGACUUUGAUAAAAAGGCUAGUGGACGCUCUUGCCUCAGAAAGAUGGUCCUAUACAUGAUGAGGGCAUAUUCUGUCAUCCAUUUGUUACUUUGUAUGGAAUUUUGUCACUAACUCUUGUAAUAUUAUUCAUCUGGCGAUGAUUAAAGAUUGACAUGCCUCUUUCAAUGUCGGUUCGCCCCGAUUAUGUUUCUAGGUUUGUCAGCACCAUACCCGUGCUCGUGGGUUUCACAUAAGUGGUAAACCUCUGGCAUCGAAGGUGCUGCAAUUUUCUGUGCAGAGUUGCAUCCCUUGGGAAUGCUGGAAAUUGCGAGUGGUUAUGUUCAUGGGUUCGAAUCCUGCUUAACACUGAUUAUGUUUCUGGGUUUGUCAGCAACAUACUUUGCUCGUGGGUUUCACAUAAGUGGUAAACGUCUGAGACCUGCAUCACUUCGGCUUUCCUCCCACAUUAAGCUGACACGCUGUGAUAUGACUGGAAUACUGUUAAAAGUGGCAUUAAACCCAACUCACUCACUCACUCACUCACUCUUUCAAUGUCAGACACACUGAUGCUACUGUGGUCACACGAUUAAUGUCUUUCACUCACAAUUCCACAAGGAUACUCGAGGUCAAAAAUGAGAACUGUAUUCAAUACAAGCAUGAAGGCAAUGUUUAGAACUUUCAGUCCCAUGUUUUUCUCAUCCCGAUGCUAUGUCUCACGGGGGCAAGUGUGUCUUUGAUGGAAUGCUGGAGGGAGAUAAGUGAUGAUGAAUCAGUUGAUGGUGUAUGAGUCAGACCCUUGUAUUUUGAUGUCAGUUGUUUAUUGUUAGGAGAUUAUCAGAAUUUAUUUUAUAUUUACAACUCUGUCCUCAGAGUUAAGUUGUGUUUACAUCGUGUCAGCUGAUACCAGGGUCUAGUUGACUUAUUUUGAAUUAGCUGAUACCAGAGUCUAGUUGACUUAUAUUGAAGUAGCUGAUACCAGGGUCUUGUUGACUUAUAUUGAAUUAGCUGAUACCAGGGUCUAGUUGACUUACAUGGAAUGAGCUGAUACCAGCGUCUAGUUGACUUAUAUUGAAUUAGCUGAUACCAGGGUCUAGUUGACUUAUAUUGAAUGAGCUGAUACCAGGGUCUAGUUGACUUAUAUUGAAUGAGCUGAUACCAGGGUCUAGUUGACUUAUAUUGAAUGAGCUGAUACCAGGGUCUAGUUGACUUAUAUUGAAUGAGCUGAUACCAGGGUCUAGUUGACUUAUAUUGAAUUAGCUGAUACUGGGGUCUAGUUGACUUAUAUUGAAUUAGCUGAUGCCAGGGUCUAGUUGACUUACAUUGAAUGAGCUGAUACUGGGGUCUAGUUGACUUAUAUUGAAUUAGCUGAUACCAGGGUCUAGUUGACUUAUAUUGAAUUAGCUGAUACUGAGGUCUAGUUGACUUAUAUUGAAUUAGCUGAUACCAGGGUCUAGUUGACUUAUAUUGAAUUAGCUGAUACCAGGGUCCAGUUGACUUAUUUUGAAUUAGCUGAUACUGGGGUCUAGUUGACUUAUAUUGAAUGAGCUGAUACCAGGGUCUAGUUGACUUAUAUUGAAUAAGCUGAUACCAGGGUCUAGUUGACUUAUAUUGAAUUAGCUGAUACCAGGGUCUAGUUGACUUAUAUUGAAUGAGCUGAUACUGGGACUCUAGUUGACUUAUAUUGAAUUAGCUGAUACUGGGGUCUAGUUGACAUAUUGAAUUAGCUGAUACUGGGGUCUAGUUGACUUACAUUGAAUUAGCUGAUACCAGGGUCUAGUUGACUUAUAUUGAAUUAGCUGAUACUGAGGUCUAGUUGACUUAUAUUGAAUGAGCUGAUACCAGGGUCUAGUUGACUUAUAUUGAAUUAGCUGAUACCAGGGUCUAGUUGACUUAUAUUGAAUUAGCUGAUACCAGGGUCAAGUUUAUUUAUAUUGAAUUAGCUGAUACUGGGGUCUAGUUGACUUACAUUGAAUUAGCUGAUACCAGGGUCUAGUUGACUUACAUUGAAUUAGCUGAUACCAGGGUCUAGUUGACUUAUAUUGAAUUAGCUGAUACUGGGGUCUAGUUGACAUAUUGAAUUAGCUGAUACUGGGGUCUAGUUGACUUACAUUGAAUUAGCUGAUACCAGGGUCUAGUUGACUUAUAUUGAAUUAGCUGAUACCAGGGUCCAGUUGACUUAUAUUGAAUUAGCUGAUACUGGGGUCUAGUUGACUUACAUUGAAUUAGCUGAUACCAGGGUCUAGUUGACUUACAUUGAAUUAGCUGAUACCAGGGUCUAGUUGACUUAUAUUGAAUUAGCUGAUACUGGGGUCUAGUUGACAUAUUGAAUUAGCUGAUACUGGGGUCUAGUUGACUUACAUUGAAUUAGCUGAUACCAGGGUCUAGUUGACUUAUAUUGAAUUAGCUGAUACUGAGGUCUAGUUGACUUAUAUUGAAUGAGCUGAUACCAGGGUCUAGUUGACUUAUAUUGAAUUAGCUGAUACCAGGGUCUAGUUGACUUACAUUGAAUUAGCUGAUACCAGGGUCUAGUUGACUUAUAUUGAAUUAGCUGAUACCAGGGUCUAGUUGACUUAUAUUGAAUUAGCUGAUACUGGGGUCUAGUUGACUUAUAUUGAAUUAGCUGAUACUGGGGUCUAGUUGACUUAUAUUGAAUGAGCUGAUACUGGGGUCUAGUUGACUUACAUUGAAUUAGCUGAUACCAGGGUCUAGUUGACUUACAUUGAAUGAGCUCAUACCAGGGUCUAGUUGACUUAUAUUGAAUUAGCUGAUACUGGGGUCUAGUUGACUUAUAUUGAAUUAGCUGAUACUGGGGUCUAGUUGACUUAUAUUGAAUUAGCUGAUACUGGGGUCUAGUUGACUUAUAUUGAAUGAGCUGAUACUGGGGUCUAGUUGACUUACAUUGAAUUAGCUGAUACCAGGGUCUAGUUGACUUACAUUGAAUUAGCUCAUACCAGGGUCUAGUUGACUUAUAUUGAAUUAGCUGAUACUGGGGUCUAGUUGACUUAUCGUACAUACAAUUAGUUGAUAACAGGGUUUAGUUGACUUACAUUGGCUUGCUGACUUGUUUGAAGUAUGUCAUCGAUCCCAAUUGCAUGGAUCGCAUGGGGUUCAAAUGACUUACAUAGCAUUAACUGAUACCAGGGUUUUCAAAACUGACAAUCUGUUUGUUCUGAUUCCAAUGACGAACGAAUUAGUUCACUUUUAAUGUACAUUUCUGGUGUCCCCUGCUGUCAUAUUGCUGGAAUAUUGCCCAAAGCGGCGUAAACCCCUCCUCACUCACUUACUUGUAAUGUAAAGGCUUAGUAGUGCCCUUUAUAGUUCAUUCAAUUCGUUUGCAAGCAGUGUGGGAGUUGGAUCAGGGCCCACUUGCACAAAGCGAUCUUAGCGCUACGACUAUUGUAAGCCUAUGUUAAAGCAUGGGAGUUAAGAUCAUCUUAGGGCUAAGAUCGCUUUGUGCAAGUGGGCCCAGAAGGAAAGGGUGAAGAAGUCCUAUUAAGUUUAGUCGGCAUAAUUUCCUCUAUAGUCAUUGACACAUUUGUUUAACUAAUGCAUUGAUGCACUUUAUUUUUUAUUUUUUAUUUUUCUUUAGUCCUUGUCCCAAGAUGUAUGCUCCAUUAUAAAGUUGAAAAGCAUAAUCAUUUUAUUUUAAGUUUAAACCCAAUACAAUUUUAUACAGUUCAAGAGACUGAUAAUGUCAAUAUGUUUACAAUUAAGUUGCAUGGGGAAUGGGGAGUAUAAAAAAGUCUUUUUAUCCUAUAUCGAUCAUACUCUUGAACUGCUUCCUAAAAGUCAUCCUGUCUUGCCAGAUUAAAUAACUUGAUAUUAAUUAUAAAUGUCAGUGCAGACCCAUCUCCUAGGUGAUUGGAUGGCCUCAUGGUUAUAGUCUUCGCUUGUCAAGACCAGGGUUUGAUUCCACACUUGGGUAUGGGUGAAGGCCAUUCCUUUGAUGUUGCUUGAUCAUCGCACGGGAUACUGGUGGCCUGUUCUGCCUGGAAUCCCCAAGGGGAGAUAAGCAUGGGAUACUGGUGGCCUGUUCUGCCUGGAAUCCCCAAGGGGAGAUAAGCAUGGGAUACUGGUGGCCUGUUCUGCCUGGAAUCCCCAAGGGGAGAUAAGCAUGGGAUACUGGUGGCCUGUUCUGCCUGGAAUCCCCAAGGGGAGAUAAGCAUGCGAUACUGGUGGCCUGUUCUGCCUGGAAUCCCUAAGGGGAGAUAAGCAUGGGAUA